UGAGGAUCACGUGAUACAGUAAUGAACUGUCGCAUAAACAUUUCCCUGCACACAGCUGUUUACCUAUUAACAGCGGUCAUGCGUAUUUCUCUACAGAUUGACACAUUACGAACAGACUGUGUGUCGGUCUAAAUGCGCGUUUUAUAAGAGAGAAGCGUGAUGGAGGAGAGAUAGAGAUCUGAUAGCCACUCCUGCUGUCACCUACACACUGAGUGUACACUUUUACUACUCGCACAGUGGAUGGGAUGCAUUGGCUGUGACCUCCUCCUCCUCCUCUUCAUGCAUAUAGAUCCUCCUCCUAACCAGGAGCAGCAAGUUGUCCAGAGAAAGUGUCUUUGAGUGGUGGCUGUGUUAGAGAUGUACUCACCACAGAGGAAGGACUUUGUCUCUCUGACGCUGGGAGACCAACACAGCCGCAGCUACACCAACGGGAAGCACCGGAGACAGUCCUGCUGGAGGAAAUGGAAGCAGCUGUCUCGGCUUCAGCACAGUCUGAUUCUUUUCCUGCUGGCCUUCCUGUUCAUCUGUGGGAUUCUUUCCUACCCCAGUCUGACGGAGCAGUGGAGAGGACUCUCUGAUAGAUCGUUGAAGGAGGACUGGGUUGAAUUGGAUAAUCGAGGUCUUAGGCCCAUUCCUCCUGGCCUCGUCCCAAAGCUGCCGCCAGUUGUGCCAGGGGUCCAGGAUGUCCCACCAGAAGUGAUGCCGGAGACUCAAAGACCAAGCAUUCCAUUACUUCCCAAACCUCCAGCUAUGAGAAAGCCCCCUAGCAAACGUGGUCCUCCAGCCCUACAGAAGCGUGGGAAUGUGUCAGACUGGCAGGUUAAAGAUGGAGAAGAAGCCAUGGUCAAGAGAGAAGAAGAUGGAGGGAAAGAAGCAAAAACAGUCAUUAGCUGGCGUGGGACGAUGAUCGAGGCGGAGCAGGGGACGGAGCUUCAGUCCACCGCGCAUGGAAAAGAAGGAACCGUGGCCGAUGCCGAGGAAGCUGCCGACUUAAAACCAGUCACAGUGAAGGCCGUGGAUCGUGCGGAGGCGGUGCGGGAGGCCUUCAGACACGCAUGGAAGGGAUACAAGGCCUUUGCGUGGGGUCACGAUGAACUAAAGCCCAUAUCUAAGACUCACGGAGAGUGGUUCGGUCUGGGCCUCACUCUCAUAGAUGCGCUGGACACCAUGUGGAUUCUGGGACUGAAAGACGAGUUUGCAGAGGCCAGGAAGUGGGUUGAGACAGAAUUAUCCUUUUCCAAGAAUGUGGAUGUGAAUCUUUUUGAAAGUACCAUCCGUAUAUUGGGGGGCCUUCUGAGCACAUACCACCUAACCGGAGACACCCUCUUCCUGGAUAAAGCUAAAGACAUUGGGUUCAGAUUAAUGCCUGCCUUCAAAACCCCAUCUAAAAUCCCAUACUCUGACGUGAACAUUGGUAAAGGAACCGCUCACCCUCCACGCUGGACCACAGACAGCACAGUCGCAGAGGUGACCAGCAUUCAGCUGGAGUUCAGAGAGCUCAGCCGACUCACACAGGACCCGCAGUACCAGAAUGCAGUGGAGGAGGUGACCAAACAGGUCCACCGACUGGAAGGAAAGCGUGACGGUCUGGUACCCAUGUUCAUCAACACAAACAGUGGGAAAUUCACACGUCGAGGCGCCUUUACGCUGGGGGCCCGUGCGGACAGCUACUACGAGUACCUGCUCAAACAGUGGCUACAAGGCGGCAAGAAAGAGACUGAACUGCUGGAAGACUAUCUUCAGGCUAUAGAAGGUGUCAAAAAGAAUCUGUUGAGACAGACGUCUCCUGGUAAACUGACCUUUGUUGGCGAGCUGUCCAACGGACGCCUCAAUCCCAAAAUGGAUCAUUUGGUGUGUUUUCUGCCUGGCACACUGGCUCUCGGUGCUCACAACGGCCUGCCCGCUGAUCACAUGGACCUGGCUGUGCAGUUGGUGGAGACGUGCCAUCAGAUGUACGCACAGAUGGAGACAGGCCUGAGCCCAGAGAUCGCUCAUUUUAACCUGCAGUCUAACAACGGACGGGACAUCGAUGUGAAGCCUGCAGACAGACACAACUUGCUGAGACCUGAGACCGUUGAGAGUCUGUUCUACAUGUACAGAUUCACCAAGGACAGCAAAUACAGGGACUGGGGCUGGGACAUACUGCAAAGUUUCAACAAGUACACCAGAGUCCCCAGUGGGGGCUACACCUCCAUAGGUAACGUCCGUGACCCCUUGAACCCUGCGCCCAGAGAUAAGAUGGAGAGUUUCUUCCUGGGCGAAACGCUGAAGUAUCUCUUCCUCCUGUUCUCUGACGACAAUGAGCUGAUCAGUCUGGAUAAAUACGUGUUCAACACCGAAGCCCAUCCGCUGCCCAUAUGGCCCUCCACCUCAUGAGGAUGGAGGCCAGAAUUAUGCUAAUCCUCAAUUGCAACAAUGUAGGCUUCACCCGGAAAUGAUGCAGGCUUCCACAAUGAAGUAACCCCUCAGAAUGUUUGUGCUCUGAACUGAGGUGGAGAGUGAUGCACUGAGUGCACUUGAGGUUUCUUCAAAUGUGUUGAGAAUCUUUAUUCACCCAGGAGAACAGAUUUGGUGGCGGUUUUGCUCAUUUAUACUUUACAAGACUUUAUUUACCCUUGUGAUCAUGGGACGACUACAGAGUUUGACACUCUUGCAUGUUGGACAAGCCCAUUCAGCUGUCGCAACGUUUAGAUGUUCCAUCUUCCAUAUUUGGGACGGAAACAUUAGCGUCAAAGCGCCGUAAAUCACACGGCAGACUGCUGAAAUCACACACUGUGAAAAACGCCAAGCACUUUGUAAAAUGAAGGCUUCUUUUUUUGUUAACACUGUUCUUUCUAUGUGUACAGAUGGAUGCUCUCGAUGUGAGUGGCUCGCCUUUAUUUUUGCAGGCUGUUACAAAAGGACUCUGUGUCGAUUUCUAAAUGUUUCCCUUUUGUGCGAGACAGGAUGCAUUAGGGAACGUAUCGAGUACUUCACUGAUCAUCAUCUUGAGAUUUAUUCGGGAACCCUCUGGGAUUGUGUAUUUUUCUGUUAUUUAUGUUGACUUUAGUGUGCGUACUUCAGUGAACGCUAAUGAUUUUGAUGUAGUGGAUGCCGCCCAAAGCCCUGCUUGAAUUGCUGCGCUGUGUAGAUUUACGUUAUUAUUUACAAAUUUUGGACCUGUUGUGCGGCACUGGAUGCUGUGAUGCUACAUUUAGCUGAACUGCGAUUAGAUGUGUGUACAGUAUGUGUUCAUUUACUCACAACAAAACUACAAAAAAAACAUUGAAAACAUCACUUGAAGGAUCAACUGUCUGAUCGACAGUCAAGAUCACUUAUGAUAUUAAAGCUACAAAAUUUC
Labeo rohita (rohu) is the source of this 3340-nucleotide messenger RNA. It is a transcript of the gene man1b1a, whose product is annotated as mannosidase, alpha, class 1B, member 1a. The record is from RefSeq and is a predicted model, not a curated record. Gene Ontology annotation, molecular function: calcium ion binding; mannosyl-oligosaccharide 1,2-alpha-mannosidase activity. The transcript is spliced from 14 exons. Lineage: Eukaryota; Metazoa; Chordata; Actinopteri; Cypriniformes; Cyprinidae. Bases 358 to 2376 code for a protein of 672 amino acids. Gene Ontology annotation, biological process: N-glycan processing; carbohydrate metabolic process. Gene Ontology annotation, cellular component: endoplasmic reticulum; membrane.